Dreissena polymorpha is the source of this 1457-nucleotide messenger RNA. Its product is annotated as zinc finger protein 593-like. NCBI's taxonomy places the organism in Eukaryota, Metazoa, Mollusca, Bivalvia, Myida, Dreissenidae. The record is from RefSeq and is a predicted model, not a curated record. The transcript has 4 exons. Gene Ontology annotation, molecular function: nucleic acid binding; zinc ion binding. Bases 74 to 466 code for a protein of 130 amino acids.
CUGCUGGGUACCAAAUCAACAAUAAAAACUAAAACUGUGUGUUGUGUAGCCUCUGAUUGCUGAUUUCCGUAUCAUGGGUCGGUUAGCAAGAAAGCGUAAACAUAAGGGGGACAAACCCAUGAAGGAGAAGUACAGAACCAAGCGUAAAACCAAGGACAUUGAUGAGGUACACAACGACAUGAAGCCUGAUAAUGCCCAGAAUCUUCUAAAACAAGACAUCGACUUUGAUCGACCUGGUUUUGGACAGUUUUACUGCAUUCACUGCGCGAAGUAUUUCAUAAGUGAACCUGCCAUCAAAGAGCAUUUCAAAGGAAAACCACACAAGAAAAGGAUCAAGGCACUCAAGGUUGAGCCAUACACCCAGGCCGAGGCAGAGAGGGCUGCUGGAAUGGGCUCCUAUGUCGCGCCCAAGCCUGUCGAAGUGAGCACCCAACCACUGAGCACAGGCAUGGACCUCGAAACUUGAUGGAGACUAAAGAAUUGAUGUUGUGCUCAUGUGAUAAAAUGGAUAUUGUGCUUAUGUGAUUUUUAACAGAUUUUAUAAGCUCACCUGCUAAGGGUCCAGAGGUGUAAAAUUUUAUGAUUGGUUUAUUUAAAUGAUAACCCUAUUUUCAAACUGGCCGUGCCUUGAGGAUCACAUUGUUUGUAAUUUAAUCUUGUAUUGCAAUAUACUUACGGAUUGUUUAUACAAUUUUUCUUUAUAUCAUGCCUCUUGAGUGAGAUCUGACCACACUUCAGGGGCAUAAAGUCAAUAAAGACUACAUAACCAUAAUAAUUUAGAUUUUCUUUUUCUAAAAAAAAUAGGUGAGCAAUCUUGGACUAUAUUGGUUCUUGUUUGAGUGAUUUUGUUUUUAAAGUUUGACUUUGUUAUGUAAGUGUUCAAGGCUUAGUAGCAACACAAAUCUAAAUUAUUGAUGCUUUAUGAAAUACAUACUCCUUUCUAGUUCAAUAGAACGUAUGGCCCACUUGAAUGAGCUCCACAGAGCUGCAUUGUUAAUGAAAUCUUUGGAUGAAAAUGUUUCACAUUGUAGAAAUAAUGUGAUUUUCUCUAACAUACAUGGUUGUGGAUGGGUUGCAUUAUCUCUGUGAUGGGCCAUGUUGUUUAGUAUAUUAAUCCUUGUUUUGUUAUGAGGGAUUUGUUAUUGUGAUGGUAAGUCACUCUCUAAUAAAUGUUUUUUUCCUGUUGUUACUGGCUUUGCCUGCUUUUCAUGGCUUCUAUCGAGCAUUAUUGUAUGUCACCUUAAUAAUGCCAUUCGAAACAAAUAGCUGAAAACUAAAUAUAGCUCAUUUCAAAUGCAAAUUGUGGUUACUUGAAGAUUUUGCAGACAUUGGUUUCACUUAAUUAUUUUAUACUUUUGUCUAUACUGCUUAUAUUAUAAAGUUUAAGGAGCAUAAAAACACCUUUGAUAAACAUGUAAGAUUAAUGUCUUGAAGGGUAAUAAAACGUUGAUGCACUU